AUGACCGAGGGUCACGUAAACCCGUGUAUCGGUAUUGCGAAGCAAUUGUUAGCCGACGGACACCGCGUGUUGUUUACGGCAAACGGUGUCUGGCAAACAAAACUGGCCGCUUAUGGCAUCGAAACGGUAGAGUUGGCCAAACCUAACACAACGGAUGAUAUGGACAGCAGCGCACAAUUUAUGAUCUCUUUGGGUAAAAUUGGCGGCGCGUCGCCCAUAGAGAAGGCCCGACACGAGUCAUUCAGUGCGGAGUUUUGGACAAAACACGCCCAGUAUUUGGACACACAAUUACAGAUACUAUUGGCCGCCAUUCGGCCCGAUGUCAUAGUUGUGGAUCAGUUGGUGACACUGCCAUCAGUGGUGUUGUCGGGCAUACCGUGUGUGUGGUGUUGGAGUGUCGGCCCUCUCGUGAUGGUCGACGAUGAGAGGACACCGCCCGGGGAAUCGGGACUGUCCGCUACGGGAGACCCGAGACUGUGGCACGAGUUGCGCCAAUUGGCUAGAGAUGUGAAGAUAGAGAAGUGGCGGGCGUUUAACGAUUGGGUGGUCGGCCGGGGCUGCGAACCACUGCCCGAACACCGCUUUUAUAACCCGUCGCGUUAUCUUCAUAUAUACGGCUAUCCCUUGGAGUUGGACUAUCAGGACAUCCGUCCGUUAGGACGCAAUUAUGUCCGCUUUGAUAAUUUUAAGCGCACCGAACGGCACAUGACAUUCGCUGUGCCGCCAGAGUUGGCCGCAAAACCCGGAAAGUUGGUCUACUUAUCGUUC
Medioppia subpectinata is the source of this 768-nucleotide messenger RNA. NCBI's taxonomy places the organism in Eukaryota, Metazoa, Arthropoda, Arachnida, Sarcoptiformes, Oppiidae. The record is from the annotation of a GenBank genome assembly.